This is a messenger RNA of Selaginella moellendorffii, 3194 nucleotides long. RefSeq names its product pentatricopeptide repeat-containing protein At5g39980, chloroplastic. Gene Ontology annotation, molecular function: protein binding. Lineage: Eukaryota; Viridiplantae; Streptophyta; Lycopodiopsida; Selaginellales; Selaginellaceae. The coding region runs from base 17 to 2338 and encodes 773 amino acids. The transcript is spliced from 3 exons. The record is from RefSeq and is a predicted model, not a curated record.
UCCAUUACGAUGGGGAAUGGCGUCUUGCUGUGACUCCAUUGCUUUCCUUGGGCUUCCUAGGUCUCGUGGAAAUCGCGGCGGCGAGCGGCGCUGGAAAUAUGAUCGGCUGUCCACCAGCAUCGCGCUGCUUGCGCCUCCGGUGCUCUGCCCUUGCUCAUCCGCGCCAAUCGGCGGAGGUAAGCUAGAGAAUGUAGACUCCGAUUUCGAUGCCGAGGGCUUCGAUAGGGUGGAUGAUGGAUUUGAUUUAAGGCACAGUGGCGGCGGUGGGAGAGGCGAUAGUUUUCUGCUGUCGACCUCAGAGCUUGAGGAACUUAAGAGGCUGGAGGAAAGCACUAGAGAAGUUAGUGGCGAUUCUUUUCGAGCUAUUCUUUCUUCGAGGCUAGAAAAGGCGCAAGGAACGAAUUCUUCUUUGUCAAUCCAUGCUCCGUCGGGUGCUCCUUCUAGUCGAUGGUCUGGCAGAGGCAAUCGCUCAAGUUCUCCGAGUGAUAAAUGGAACCAAGCACAGUCCAUCAUAUGGAAGUGGUCGAAAUCUUCGCAGAGCUCCAGUUCUUCCCAGUUGCCUCAAGGAGAUCGUCUCAUCAACAUUGACGAUGUGAUGAAAGCUCUUCGAGGCACGGCUACUAUGGAGGAGCUUGAAGCCGCGAUGCUGCCAUGGAAAGGAAAGAUCUCUCCGAAGCUCAUGGUGACGAUUCUAAACAUGCAAGACGACUGGCAGCGAUCACUGGCUCUACACGACUGGAUGAUCGAGAAAGGUGGCUACGCUCCAUCCAUCUUUGCUUACAACGUUGUUCUCAAGAACGUUCUUCGAGCGAGACAGUGGGAGCUCGCCGAGGGCCUUGUGCUUGAGAUGGUCGAGAAAGACUUGGUGCCGGAUAAGUUCACUUUCUCGACGCUUAUCAGCGGGUAUGGACGAGCGAACCGGCUGGAAGAUGCAAUGGGAUGGCUGCAAGAGAUGGAAGCAGGAGGAAUCAAACCGGACCUUGUUAUCUUCAGCACAUUGAUCGAGCUCGCUGGUAAAGUCAAGGACUACUCUAAAGCAACAUCACUCUUCUCGAAACUCAAGGCUUCCGGGAUCGCUCCUGACAAGGUGAUCUACAACUCCAUGAUAAAUCUCUACGGGAAGGCAAAAUUCUACAAGGAAGCGCAGGGUCUUCUAGCGGAGAUGAAGGAGGCGGGGCUUAUGCCGGAUACUGUGAGCUACACUAUUCUCAUCAACGCUUACGCGGAGUCCCAGAAAUAUCUGGAAGCCAAACAAGUUUUUCUCGAGAUGAAGACGAAGGGGAUUCAACUUGAUGUCACGACUUGCAACAUGAUGAUCGAUGUGUACGGGAAGCUGGAGAUGGUCAGAGACGCGGAAGAGCUUUUCUGGAGCAUGAGCAAGACACUGGGGAUUCAACAAAACGUCGUCACGUACAACACCAUGAUCAAAGUUUACAAAGAGGCCGAGUUGCUGUCGGAGGCUUUCAACGUUUUCUAUUACAUGCAAAACAAGGGAGGUGUGGAGCCGAAUGUCAUCACCUACAACACGAUACUCUUCCUGCAUGGACUGACGCUUCAACACGAGAAAGCCAUGAGGCUCGUCCGGAAGAUGCAGCAGCGAGGGAUAGAGCCAAAUGCGGUGACUUACUCGACUUUGAUAUCCAUAUACGGGAAGACUGGAAAAUACGAUAGAGCAGCAUUCCUCUUCAAGACGCUGAGGGAGAAGGGAUUCGAGAUGGACGAGAUUUUAUACCAGUCAAUGAUCGUGGUGUACGAGAGGGCCGGCUUGGUGGCUCAUGCGAAGCGUUUGCUCGAAGAACUUAAGCAACCGGACAUCGUUCCAAGGGAUACAGCAAUCAGCAUCCUAGCCAAGGCAGAAAAACUGGAGGAGGCAGCGAAGCUUUACUGGCGAUCACACGAGGCUGGAGAGAUCAAAGAGUCGGUUACAUACAAGUCCAUGAUUCAGCUCUUCAUGAGGAACAAGAGGAGCAAGAACGCAAUCGACGUUUUCGAAAACAUGCGAGAGAGCGGUUUCUUGCCCGACUCGGAGACGACUGUGGUGCUGCUAGCAGCUUAUGGCCAGCUCCGUCAACUCGAGGACGCUGAGAAGCUCUACCUGGACAUGCGCGAGCGGGGGUGCACGCUGGAAAAGGAAGUCCACUUCCAGAUGCUCAAACUGUACGGUGACGCUCGGAAGAUUCGGGAGGCCGAGGACAUGUUUGCGGCGUUAAAACUCGAAGGCCUCGACGGGGACGAGCUCUACCUUACAAUGAUCCGGAUUUACGAGCGAGCAAGCAAGCUCAACGAAGCAUCGAGGCUCUUCUCCGAGAUGAAGUCACGCCAGCAAGUGGGAGGAUGAAAAUCUGGCACAGUACAUACAUAUGGAGCACGGAGAUCUGGACCAAGUUUCCAGCAGCAGACCGGGAACAGGAAUCGACGAAAAAUGGAGGAAAAGGUGGUGUUGAUUUUGCUGGAUCCUAUGUCAGCCACUACAAGGAUGAUUUCCGCAGCUUCUUCUUCUAGAGUUGAUUGAACGGGUCAUCCACAGGACGUGUUCGUGUUUUGUGGAUCCAAAGCACACUAGCAGUUCGUGCAAAGGAAGACUUUCACAUGUGUUGCCAGCCAGAAGAGUGUCACGACGUUUGACUUGCACUAAACAACGCUCUUAAGGUACUCGUUCAUCCCAGCUUUUACAAAUGCCACUGCAAAACAGGAUGUCAACAGCGAAUAAUUGGCAGCGGCCCACGACAGAGAGUUGCGUGAUUAUCUUCAAACUUCCAGCGUAUCUCUCUCAGGCUCGGCCAUUUAACAAGUCGGUCGUGGACAGGAAAAGCUCCAGAUCAAUCAAACACGAUGCCGCUCGAGAGAAAAGAUUAUCCUUGAAAACACUCUAAGCAGCAACAGUGAUCAAGUGAGAUUUCGUAGCUUCCAAGUGGAACCAACGAAAGAACGAAUCGGUUGGAUGUGUAAGAGGGCGAUUUUAUGAGCCGUGUGGUGAGACGUUCAAUCGGCCACCAAACGAUAUAUAUCACAGCACCGGAAUGAAGAGCCUUGCUCGUCUCGCAACAUAAAAAACAAGCAAAGCUUCCUGAGUAACAAACUUUGAUCGAUUUAUAUGACCAACCAUAUCGUUGUAUAUUGUCUCGCAAUAGACUAUAAACUAUAUGGUACAUGGUUUUGGUCUUUAAUGAGAUAUCUGCCUCGCAUUUAAAGUU